Molecule: messenger RNA, 1695 nt
Organism: Canis lupus familiaris (dog)
Lineage: Eukaryota; Metazoa; Chordata; Mammalia; Carnivora; Canidae
Gene: BCS1L
Product: BCS1 homolog, ubiquinol-cytochrome c reductase complex chaperone
Exons: 8
Coding region: 382-1641 (419 amino acids)
Biological process (GO): protein insertion into mitochondrial inner membrane from matrix; mitochondrial respiratory chain complex III assembly
Cellular component (GO): mitochondrial inner membrane
Molecular function (GO): ATP binding; ATP hydrolysis activity
Source: RefSeq, a predicted model, not a curated record
UUGUCCGCGGCCUUCCGUGCAUGGGUAUUUGGGCAUUCUGGAUUCUACUCUGAGCCCCGGCGGUGGCCGCGGCUGUCAGUGCGCCGCCCGGCGCGCCCCGCGCGGAGCAGAGCGGCAGAGGGGCCGGGGAGCUGUGCUGGAAACGACGCGGCCUCCUGCCCCUCGGCAUCCUGCGGUCUAGAAUUAGACUCGGUCACGUUUUAUUGGGGGUGGGGGAUUCGGGGGGAAAUCUCCAUGGAGAAAGCAGCAAGUGGACAGGUCUUCACCUGGAGAGGGAAGGAAUCCAUUCGAAUGGGCGGUUCCGAGUAGAGCGACCUGCUGGAGCAGAGAAGGUUUUGAAAAUGCCUCAGAGCCUGUAAGGUUCAGUGUUUCCUUGUCAAGAUGCCCCUCUCAGACUUUAUUCUGGCCCUGAAGGACAAUCCCUACUUUGGGGCUGGAUUUGGGCUUGUGGGUGUGGGCACGGCCCUGGCCCUGGCCCGGAAGGGUGCCCAACUGGGCCUGGUGGCAUUCCGGCGUCAUUACAUGAUCACACUGGAAGUCCCUGCUCGAGACCGAAGCUAUGCCUGGUUGCUUAGCUGGCUCACCCGCCACAGUACCCGUACUCAGCACCUCAGUGUUGAGACUUCGUACCUUCAGCAUGAGAGUGGGCGCAUCUCCACUAAGUUCGAAUUUGUCCCCAGCCCUGGAAACCACUUUAUCUGGUAUCAGGGGAAAUGGAUCCGAGUGGAACGAAGUCGAGAGAUGCAGAUGAUAGACCUGCAGACGGGAACCCCUUGGGAAUCUGUCACCUUCACAGCUCUGGGCACUGACCGAAAGGUCUUCUUCAACAUCCUGGAGGAAGCUCGAGAGCUGGCCUUGCAGCAGGAGGAAGGGAAGACAGUGAUGUACACAGCCAUGGGCUCUGAAUGGCGCCCUUUUGGUUAUCCACGCCGGCGGCGGCCACUGACUUCUGUGGUUCUAGGACAGGGUCUGGCUGACCGAAUUGUUAGAGAUGUCCGGGAAUUCAUCGAUAACCCCAAGUGGUACACUGACAGAGGCAUUCCCUACAGACGUGGCUACCUGCUUUAUGGGCCUCCUGGUUGUGGAAAAAGCAGUUUUAUCACAGCCCUGGCUGGGGAACUGGAGCACAGCAUCUGCCUGCUGAGUCUCACAGACUCCAGCCUCUCCGAUGACCGGCUCAACCACCUGCUGAGCGUGGCCCCACAGCAGAGCCUGGUGCUCCUGGAGGAUGUCGAUGCAGCCUUUCUUAGCCGAGACCUGGCUGCAGAGAACCCAGUCAAGUACCAAGGUCUAGGUCGCCUCACCUUCAGCGGACUGCUCAACGCCUUGGAUGGUGUGGCAUCCACUGAGGCACGCAUCGUUUUUAUGACCACCAACCACGUUGACAGGCUGGACCCUGCCCUGAUACGCCCCGGAAGAGUAGACAUGAAGGAGUACGUGGGCUACUGCUCACACUGGCAGCUGACCCAGAUGUUCCAGAGGUUCUAUCCAGGGCAAGCACCUUCCUUGGCCGAGGCCUUUGCAGGACGUGUCCUUCAAGUCACAACGCAGAUCAGUCCUGCCCAGGUACAGGGCUACUUCAUGCUGUAUAAAAACGACCCUGCAGGGGCCAUUCACAAUGCUGAGUCUCUGAGGACAUGACGGGCAAGCUGUGCUCAGCGCUUCUCCUCUAGAUCAAUAAACACCUGCCACACC